Molecule: messenger RNA, 909 nt
Organism: Anolis sagrei ordinatus
Lineage: Eukaryota; Metazoa; Chordata; Lepidosauria; Squamata; Anolidae
Gene: TOMM20
Product: translocase of outer mitochondrial membrane 20
Biological process (GO): protein targeting; intracellular protein transport; protein import into mitochondrial matrix
Cellular component (GO): mitochondrial outer membrane translocase complex; mitochondrial outer membrane
Molecular function (GO): transmembrane protein transporter activity
Source: RefSeq, a predicted model, not a curated record
ACGCGUGCGAGGCGCGGGGCGGGCCUUGCCUUUCCUCUCCUUGCCUGAGAGGCGAGAGAGAGGGUCCGGCGGGAAGAGCGGAGGAUGAUGGCGAUGGGGGGCAAGAGCAGCGCCAUCGCCGCCGGGCUCUGCGGCGCCCUCUUCAUCGGCUACUGCAUCUACUUCGACCGCAAGCGGAGGAGUGACCCCAACUUCAAGAACCGGCUGCGGGAACGAAGGAGGAAACAGAAGCUUGCCAAAGAAAGAGCAGGACUUUCAAAGUUGCCUGAUCUAAAAGAUGCAGAAGCAAUCCAGAAGUUCUUCCUUGAAGAGAUCCAGCUAGGCGAGGAACUACUAGCACAAGGAGAAUAUGAAAAGGGUGUUGAUCAUUUGACAAAUGCUGUUGCUGUUUGUGGACAACCACAGCAGUUACUACAAGUUCUACAACAGACUCUUCCACCACCAGUUUUCCAGAUGCUUCUUACUAAAAUUCCAACAAUUAGCCAGAGAAUUGUAAGUGCGCAGUGCUUGGCUGAAGAUGAUGUGGAAUGAGAGAUCUCAUCAGGAAGUUACAGUGAAUCCUUAGCCCAAUAGAUGAGCAUUACGGGGGGAGGAGGGGAAGCAGAAUAAAGGAGCAAGCGUAAUAGUCAUAAUGGACUGUAUACCACAUUUCAACCUGCCAGAGUGAAUUUGAACUCUAGGUAGGUUGGUUUGGCUGGACUUUAUUUAUUAUCUAGUGCAAAAUGUAUUUUGAUAAAUUCAUUUUAUAAACACACCAUGUUGAGUUACAAAAAGUAUCAUUACUCUCAUUUAUUACCAAUACGGUUGUAACAUUGUACAUAUAUAAAAAAGAUGUAAAACUGCAACAUAAAAUGAUCCCAUGCUCAUUUUUGAAAAACAGAAAGCUAAGGCAUUAAAAACUUACCUGUG